Phaeoacremonium minimum UCRPA7 is the source of this 915-nucleotide messenger RNA. RefSeq names its product putative telomere length regulator protein. The record is from RefSeq and is a predicted model, not a curated record. The transcript has 2 exons. Bases 1 to 915 code for a protein of 304 amino acids. NCBI's taxonomy places the organism in Eukaryota, Fungi, Ascomycota, Sordariomycetes, Togniniales, Togniniaceae.
AUGAGUGACAUCGAUGAAAGGAGCCUCGUGAAAAUCGUCGUCCAGUUGGAGAGCAGAAAGCGAGAGCCAGGGCCUAUGGCUGAUGUUCCACCUGUUUUUCCUGAAAAAGCUGCCGAAGAACCAGAAACUCUCGAUUGCAUCACUGUCGCAGGCAGUUCAACCAGGGGCCGAGGACGACCGCGGCGAUCAAGGUCGCGCCAGAGCUCCGCCAACAUUCCCUCGACUCCUCCUGAGGACGCAGUUGUAUCCAGCCAGUCUGAGAGCACCAAAUAUGGUCGAUUCAGAAAGCGAAAGCGAGCAGCUUCUAAGAUUCAGGAAACUAGUGGUGGCAAGAGGCGGAAGAGCCAAGGGAGUCAGGGUACUGGCGAUGGAUCAGUCAUCGCCCCUGACGGCCAGGAAGUCACGGCAAACGAAGAUGCUGCAGUGCAAAGCAACGAAGCAUCCAGUGAGCCGGAGGCUUCUACCCAAGGCUCGUCUUUCGAUGAGAAGGACCUCAGCCUGUCAGCAAUUUUUGAGGACAAGCCAGUAGAUAGCCAGGAGAACACAGAUGACGAGGCCGUCCAGUCUCAAUUGGCUCUGGAGCAGGAUGGCGCUGAUUCUCAGGUGACAGCCCGCAAGGAAGAUUUAGCCGAAAGUGAGCAGAUGGUGGAGAUGCCGCUUCCCAAACAAGGAGAAGACUACCAAGAGGCAGAUGAUGGAUCCCCCGUGCCAUCUGAAGAGGCCGUGCAGGACAUGGAGGUCGAGGCCGCACAAAGCGCGAGAAGCAAAUUCGAAGAGAUCAUGAGCAUGCUCCAAGGCGGCCUGAGCGCAUUGCGCUCCGCCGAGCUCUCAAGAGAUGAAGUUUACCGGGUUGAAGACAUGUUUAUGGACAUGAAGAGAGAGCUGUUCGAGGCAGAGAGGCGAGGACGGAAUUAA